Molecule: messenger RNA, 779 nt
Organism: Diorhabda carinulata
Lineage: Eukaryota; Metazoa; Arthropoda; Insecta; Coleoptera; Chrysomelidae
Product: NPC intracellular cholesterol transporter 2-like
Exons: 4
Coding region: 241-699 (152 amino acids)
Biological process (GO): intracellular cholesterol transport
Molecular function (GO): sterol binding
Source: RefSeq, a predicted model, not a curated record
GUCAUUAUUGUUGAAAACCGAUAGUUGUAGAUGCUACGGGACGAAGCUCUAUAAAACACAUCGUCGGUUAACGCGUUUUACCAUUUUGCAUACGAAAUUGACGCGGCGCGCAGCUAAUUCCGUAAAUUAGAUUAAUUAAAAAUAAUGAGAUUAUAAAAUUACAAAUAAGUUUGUUCCGGCAAUUUUAUUAUCGUAGUUUUAACUCAUUUUCGUAUCUCGUUGUUUUACUUAAAAAUAAAAAUGAAACGAACGGUCCUCCUCGUUUUAGUUGCGGUUUUUUUUGGUAGCGCGGCUGCGAACAACGUUAAAUGGAGGCCUUGCAAUUCAACUGCUGGAAUCGCUAAAAAUGUUGUCGUUCACGGCUGCGACACCGAAAUAUGUCCAUUGAAAAGGGGCACAAACGCUUCUUUAUCUAUAACUUUUGAAUCUCAUGUAAAUGCUGAAAAACUUACCGCCAUUGUAAUUGGAGAAAUUCUAACGAUUCCUUAUAAAUUUAAUUUACCAAAUCCGGAUUCAUGUCAAGGUGUGGGAAUCGAGUGUCCAAUUAAAUCAGGAGAAACAUACGUAUACACGAAUACUAUUGAAGUGAAAACAAAGUAUCCCAGGGUAACUGUUGACAUCUUGUGGAAACUCAAAGACGAAAAUGAAGACAUUGUUAUGUGCGUUUUAAUACCAGCAAGAAUAGUUGCCGCCAACUGAUUUUUUAUCUUGAAAUUUUAAUAUAAUACUCUGAAUAAAUAUUUAUACAAAUUUCAGUAAAUAAACUGUUUUUAGUAAUA